CGGAGAGGUAAGAAAAUGAAAUUUAUUGGGUAAAUAAAAAAAGAUUUGGUACCAAAAAAAAAAGUUUAUUGGUAUUUUCUACAAUCCUACGGGAAAGUAGCGAGACACAGAUAAAUUACAGAAUAUCCGGAGAACAGAAUCUGAUGAAACCAUUUUUGGUCAAUUAGACGAAGAAAUUAUUGGUUGUAGAUCAAAUAUGGAUCAUGAUUUAGAUGAGAAAGAUAACCUAAGGGAUCGGAUAAAACAACUUGAACAUGAGCGUAAUGAGCUACAGAAAGAUAUUGAACAGUUGUGCAUGCAACAAGCUGGUCCUAGCAUUCUUGGUGUUGCUACUAGGAUGCAUUUCCAGAGGACAGCUAGCUUGGAGCAAGAGAUAGAGAGCUUAAAACUGAAGUUGGCUGGUUGCACAAGGGAGAAACACAAUCUUCAAGAGGAGCUUGCAGAAGCUUACCGUGUAAAAGCUCAGUUAGCAGAAUUACAUGCUGGAGAAGUCGCUAAGAACUUGGAAGGUGAGAAGCAGCUUAGAUUUUUCCAGAGUUCUGUGGCAGCUGCUUUUUCUGAAAGGGAUAAAUCAGUAAUGGAGGCUGAGAAAGCUAAAGACAACGCUGAAGUAAUGUCUCAGAAACUUGGUGAAAUUGAGACGCGGUUGGAAGAACUCAGCUCAGACUGUCUUGUUCAGAAGAGACUAAAUGACAGUUUGCAAGCUGACUUGGCGAAACUUGAAGAACAGACUAGAACAUAUGCAGAGGUGAUUGAGAAGUUCUAUGAUAUUCGUAAAGAUUCGCUCUGCGAGUCCCUUGAAAUGAGUUUGCAUGAUAAGUCUGCAAGUUUAUUGGAUGAUCCUAAAGAAUCAUGGACUUUCAAUGAUCCUUCAACAUCAGAUUAUGUAACAGGCUGCACUUGAAGGAGAGCUGGGAAAGGUUAAGAACACUGUGGAUAAUCUUCAGAGUAAACUACGAGUGGGCUUAGAAAUUGAGAAUCAUUUGAAGAAGAGGGUUCGUGCGUUGGAAAAGAAGAAUAUUGUUGCAGAUGGGCAGAUUGUUAAUGGCAUUACAGAUAUGCGCCAUCAUCAUUCUCAACUGAGGGCCUACAUCAUUAAUUUACUUAAUGAGGAAGGAUUAUACAUCAAAUCGAUUUCCAAAGAUCUAGAAGAAAAAAUUAAGCUUCAUUCGUUGGACAUACAGAAUGUAGUGCCAUUGAAACAUGAUUUGAAGCCAGAUGAAUCUGAAUGUCGGGAUGUGCAUACAACCACAGUUGUCGAAUCUUGCCAAGUAACUAAGCUUGAGGAACCUAACUUCGCCAAAUUCACGGCUGAAAGUGGAGCUGAUGCAUCUGAAGCCUUUGCACAAGCAUUAGAAGAGAAGGUUGGAGCACUUUUACUUUUAUCACAGCAGGAAGAGAGGCAUUUAAAUGAAGGAAAUGUCAAUGCAGCUCUCCAGCAGAAAGUAGAUGAGCUUCAAAGGAAUGUCUUGCAGGUUACCAACGAAAAGGUGAGAACCCUUCUGGAGUUAGCACGAGUACGACAGGAAUAUCAAUCGCUAAAAGACAAAAUGAGUGGUACAAGGGAGGAAGAGACAACGGAAAGUAGUGGCAGAAUAGUUAUCAGCAAUGAGAAAGAGGGAAGACUAAAGAAUAUGUGGAAGAAGUCUUACAUAAAUCGUUGGAUUGACCCAAGUUCAAGAGAAGGAGGUCACUCGAAAACUGAAGCAGAUUGUGCCGGUAACAUUGAUUAUGCCAGAAUACGCAACUCUAAAAGAGAGCCUGGAAAGCAUGGGACACUUAAUUACUUCAAUCCGCAGGCUUCGUCUAGCACUCUUGAAGGUAAAGGAAUCGAAUGACACUGAAACAGCUGCGAGAAGACGCGAAGUAGCAAUUGCCAACAUCCUUGUGGAAGCAACCCAUUUAAAGACUGCACUUGGCAUCUCCAUACCCAUUAGCUGGUCUGCUGAAUCAGACAUUGAACCAGUUGCUGAUGGCGAAGAAUCAAGCUGUGAGAAAACGGAUUCUGUUUCUGCUGCAGGGUUUGAGAUGGUGGAGCUUGUGAUUCUAGCAGCUGAUAUAAUGAAAGAACAACAGUAAUGAAAACUCAUUCUUCAAAUCUCUAGUGGCAAUGUGAGUUGGUUUGUGCAUAUGGUUUAUUGAGAAACCUUUCAUCAGUUUCAAAGCUUCAUUUAGGUUGGUUUAGUAGUUUAGAUUCGUAAGAAUUUAACCUUUAUUGAGUUGUUGUUCAGCAUUCUUAUAAUACAGAACAUUGAAACUGACAUAUUAUUGAUUAUAAUUGUGGAAGUACAAUAACUUGAGGAGUUUGAUGAUGGAGCUUCUCCCACAAAACAAUAUGCAUGCCCCUUUCAAAUGAACCAUAGCUCCUUGAGAGCAACCACAAUAAACCCUAGUUAUUGUAAUAAUACUUGGUUUUUUAAGCAUCAAUUUCAAGUUGAGCCACUUGAAGAUGACCCAUCUCUUUAGUUACCUCGAAGCUGAAGCUGGUGGAAAAAUUCUUCAUCGAUGGAUUAGUUACAGUCACUGUGUAAUGUCCAUGGAGCAGUGAAAUCUCUGGUGAAAACCCAAUUAUUUG
Messenger RNA from Thlaspi arvense, 2575 nucleotides. NCBI's taxonomy places the organism in Eukaryota, Viridiplantae, Streptophyta, Magnoliopsida, Brassicales, Brassicaceae. The record is from the annotation of a GenBank genome assembly.